This is a messenger RNA of Papaver somniferum (opium poppy), 1383 nucleotides long. Its product is annotated as F-box protein At3g07870-like. Bases 1 to 1383 code for a protein of 460 amino acids. The record is from RefSeq and is a predicted model, not a curated record. NCBI's taxonomy places the organism in Eukaryota, Viridiplantae, Streptophyta, Magnoliopsida, Ranunculales, Papaveraceae. Gene Ontology annotation, molecular function: protein binding. The transcript has a single exon.
AUGGAGAACUCGAAACUUUCUCUUGGGGCCGGUCGGCAAUGGAGGUACGAAACAAUUUUCAAUGAUUAUGUUCCUGGAGAUAUCAUGUUAGAUAUAUUUCCUCGGUUACCUUGUGAAUCUGUUUUAGAAUGUAGACGUGUGUGUAAAACGUGGAGAAAUCUUCUCAGACCAGUAGUAGAUUAUAAUCAUAGUAAUUACAAUUAUUUUAUUGAUCGGCACCUCCAUUAUUUUCAUCGUGAACUACAACUUCUAAAACAACCGCUCGAUUAUGACAACCAUUAUGAAGAUGACGCGUACGAUUGUCUUGCGAAUGAUACAGGUGAGAUUAGUUUAGUUUUCACGGGUAAUAGCAUUGAGAAAGAUAAUCGUUCGUCUCUAUAUUACGUAGAAUAUGAUGACAAAUCUUGCAAGAAACUUAUAAGGACAUUCAAUAUCAGCCUUCCUUCUGAAACGCCAUUGAUCACGGUUGGUUCGUGCAAUGGUUUGGUUUGUUUAACGACAAAAAUAAGUAAAAACAUAUGUGGACGUGUUUAUAUUUGUAAUCCCAUCACCCGAGAAUGUGUAGAGCUUCCAAGAUUAUUUGAGAAUAACAAUGAGUAUUGGGAUGCUGGAAUCCGUAUACUCUUUUAUGGAUUUGGUUACGUUCCUUCAACUAGCGAGUACAAGGUUGUCAGAAUCAUCUACAAGUUGAAUUCAGAUAGAGCUUUGUGUGAAGGACAGGUACAAAUAUACACACUUGGUGACCACUUAAAUAGAUGGAGGGAUAAAAGAGAUAUUCCUAGCCCUAGGCGUGUAUACAAAAGUCAUGGUCUCCAUGUUAACGGAGCUCUUCACUGGGAUGUGUUUCCAGGGGAUCGGAUGAUGUCCUUUGAUUUAUUAGACGAGGAUUUCCACUUCAUUGAAUAUCCACCUAAGACGUUACCAUCAGACUGGGGAAGCUUUGUGCUUGCGAACUUAGGAGGACAAUUGUGCGUAUUCUGUUCGAGAGAGACAUCCAUAAGCUGUGCAUCUGAGGUGUGGGUACUGAAUAAGAAGAAUAAACUAACUGAUAUAUCUGAGGCGAAAAAAGUACAAGAGGGUAACUCAUCAUGGACGAGAAAACUUACUGUAUCAAUGAAUUGGGAGAUUAUGCAUCGACCUUUUGCAAUCUUCAAGAAUGGACAAAUAUUGUUGUGGUGCAAAGAGAAAAAUGUCGUUGCUCAUGACCUGAAAAAUUUAACUACAACAGAACUUGGGGAUCUUGGAAUGGCUCGGCCGGAGGAAGAUUCUGCAAAACCAUGGGAGUGGAGAAAUUAUGACAAAGCUGUGGCACACUCCAAUAGCUUUGUUUCGUUGAGACGACUAGGAGAAAAAACUAGUACGAUAUUGGAUAUGAUCACCUAG